Mangifera indica (mango) is the source of this 4342-nucleotide messenger RNA. Its product is annotated as ABC transporter B family member 9-like. Gene Ontology annotation, biological process: transmembrane transport. Gene Ontology annotation, cellular component: membrane. Bases 202 to 4053 code for a protein of 1283 amino acids. The transcript has 12 exons. The record is from RefSeq and is a predicted model, not a curated record. Gene Ontology annotation, molecular function: ABC-type transporter activity; ATP hydrolysis activity; ATP binding. NCBI's taxonomy places the organism in Eukaryota, Viridiplantae, Streptophyta, Magnoliopsida, Sapindales, Anacardiaceae.
UCUCUUUAUAUAUAUACAUAUAUAUCUAUAUAUCUAUACAUUUUCUCACCAAUCUCAUAUAUAUCUCCCCUUAUACUUACUGUUACGUAGCCAUAACAAAAACCAGUAUCAGCAAGACGCCUUCUGUUCUGCUCCGUCUCGGAGAGAUACCUUUCGGUAUAUAAAUUUAUUUUCUUUCCCUUUUCCAUCUCGGUGAGAACAAUGAGGGAAAAUGGAGAAGCGUCGAAUGGUGAAAGUAAAGGCAAUGGCAAUUAUGGGAAUAAGAAGAAAGGAUCGGAGGAGAUUACUACGUCUUCUACGCAGAAGGUGGCAUUCUAUAAGCUGUUUGCGUUUGCUGACAGAAAGGAUGUCGUUUUGAUGGUGGUGGGAACGAUCUGCGCUAUUGCUAACGGACUCUCGCAGCCGCUGAUGACUCUUAUUUUCGGCCAACUCAUCAACUCCUUCGGCACAGCUGUUCCUUCCCGUGUCGUUCAUGAAGUCUCUAAGAUGGCAGUGAAGUUUCUGUAUUUGGCUGUGGGAACAGGCAUAGCUUCACUUUUACAGGUGUCAUGUUGGAUGGUAACUGGAGAAAGACAGGCUGCUAGAAUUCGAGGGUUGUACUUGAAAACAAUAUUGAGGCAAGACAUUGCGUUCUUUGACACUGAAACAUCAACUGGAGAAGUCAUUGGGAGAAUGUCUGGAGAUACAAUCCUGAUUCAAGAUGCCAUGGGAGAAAAGGUGGGGAAGUUCAUACAACUUAUGUCAGCAUUUUUCGGAGGCUUUGUAAUUGCUUUUAUAAAAGGAUGGCUUCUAGCUCUAGUUUUGCUUUCAUGCAUUCCUGCUGUAGUAAUUGUUGGUGGAAUCAUGUCUAUGAUGAUGACAAAAAUGUCAAGCCGAGGACAAAUUGCUUAUGCAGAUGCAGGAAAUGUUGUAGAGCAGACUGUUGGAGCCAUUAGAACAGUUGCAUCCUUCACUGGGGAGAAGCGAGCUAUAGAAAAGUAUAAUAGCAAGCUCCAAGUUGCGUAUGCUGCUGCUGCUGCUCAAGGACUGGCCUCAGGCAUUGGACUUGGUUCACUCACCCUCAUUGUCUUUGGCACUUAUGGACUUGCUGUUUGGUAUGGAUCCAAAUUGAUCAUUGAGAAAGGAUAUAACGGAGGAAUGGUCAUCAAUGUUAUAAUGGCUAUCAUGACUGGAGGAAUGUCAUUGGGUCAAACAUCUCCCAGUGUGAAUGCUUUUGCAGCAGGACAGGCUGCUGCAUACAAGAUGUUCGAAACAAUAAAGCGCAAACCAAGCAUCGAUGCAUAUGACACCAGAGGGAUAACACUGGAAAACAUCGAGGGUGAUAUUGAACUGAAAGAUGUUUAUUUUAGAUACCCUGCUAGACCAGAAGUGCAGAUUUUUGCAGGGUUCUCAUUGUUUGUUCCAAGUGGUACAACAGCAGCUUUAGUUGGGCAAAGUGGAAGUGGGAAAUCAACAGUCAUCAGCCUUCUGGAGAGAUUCUAUGAUCCUGAAGCUGGGGAAGUACUUAUAGACGGUAUUGAUUUAAAGAAGUUGCAGCUCAGAUGGAUUAGGGAGAAGAUUGGUUUAGUUAGUCAGGAACCUAUUCUUUUUGCAACAAGUAUAAAGGAGAACAUAGCAUAUGGGAAAGAAAAUGCAAGUAAUCAAGAUAUUAGAACAGCAAUAGAGCUCGCUAAUGCUGCUAAAUUCAUUGACAAGCUGCCCCAGGGGCUUGACACAAUGGUGGGUGAGCAUGGAACUCAGCUAUCAGGUGGACAAAAGCAAAGAAUUGCGAUUGCGAGGGCCAUUUUAAAAAAUCCAAGAAUUCUUCUGCUUGAUGAGGCUACAAGUGCUCUGGAUGCUGAGUCUGAACGCAUUGUCCAAGAUGCAUUGGAUAAAGUUAUGACAAAUCGGACGACUGUGGUUGUUGCUCAUCGCUUGACAACUAUCAGGAAUGCUGACAUGAUUGCAGUGGUGCAUCAGGGAAAAAUUGUGGAGAAAGGAACUCAUGAGGAAUUAAUCCAACAUCCUGAUGGGGCUUACUCCCAGCUGGUUAGCCUGCAAGAAGGAGCUAAAGAAGGUGAAGAAGCCCGAAUCACUGAUGCAGAUAAGUUAGAUACAAGUUUUGACAUCAUAGAUAAGGCCGUGUCAAGGUCUGGAAGCCAUAGAGUAUCUAUGAGAAGAUCGGUUAGUAGAGGUUCAUCAAGUAGUCGACACUCCUUUGGUUUUAGCUACGGUGUUCCUGGCCCAGUUGAUGUGUAUGAGACCAAUGAAGAUGUGGAAGACAGAAAUGAAAGAUCUGCAAAGGCAAAUGACAAGCGACAGAAAGUUUCAAUCAGGAGACUGGCCUAUUUGAACAAACCUGAGAUUCCAGUUUUGUUGAUUGGAUCACUAGGCGCGGUUGUACAUGGCGUACUCUUUCCAGUAUUUGGUCUUUUACUCUCAUCAUCCAUUGAGAUGUUCUAUGAACCGCCACAUGAGCUACGUAAACAUUCCAGAUUUUGGGCUCUUUUGUACUUGAGUUUGGGAGCUAUUACUUUAAUAGCUUUACCAAUACAAAGUUACUUCUUUGGAGUUGCUGGAGGUAAAUUGAUUCAACGAAUCCGUGCAUUGACAUUUGAGAAAGUUGUGCACCAGCAAAUCAGCUGGUUUGAUGAUCCUGCAAAUUCAAGUGGUGCAAUUGGCGCAAGGUUAUCAACUGAUGCUUCCCAAGUUCGGAGUAUAGUUGGUGACACAUUGGCCCUAAUGGUCCAGAAUAUAGCCACAAUAACAGCAGGGCUAAUCAUAGCCUUCACUGCAAACUGGAUUUUGGCAUUUAUAAUUUUAGCAGUAUCUCCAUUUUUGUUAAUUCAAGGAUAUCUUCAAACAAAGUUUAUGAAGGGCUUCAGCGCAGACGCCAAGCUGAUGUAUGAGGAAGCAAGUCAAGUGGCCAAUGAUGCUGUUGGGAGCAUCAGAACUGUUGCCUCAUUCUGCGCAGAAAAGAAGGUGAUGGAUUUGUACCAGAAGAAAUGCGAUGCCCCCAUGAAACAGGGAGUCCGCCUAGGACUAGUAAGUGGUGGAGGUUUCGGCUUUUCUUUCUUUGCACUCUACUGCACAAACGCAUUCUGCUUCUACGUUGGAUCAAUACUUGUGCGGGAGGACUUAGCAACAUUCGGGGAAGUCUUUAAGGUUUUCUUUGCAUUGACAAUUUCAGCUCUUGGUGUCUCUCAGUCUAGUGCUUUGGCUCCAGACACAGCCAAAGCUAAGGAUUCAGCAGCUUCUAUAUAUGAAAUUCUUGACAGCAAGACCGAAAUUGACUCAAGCAGCAACGAGGGCAUGACACCCUCAAGCAUACAUGGUGAUAUUGAAUUUGAACAUGUCAGUUUCAAAUACCCAACAAGGCCUGAUGUUCAAAUUUUUCGAGAUUUGUUCUUGAGCAUCCCAUCUGGAAAGACUGUUGCUCUUGUUGGAGAGAGUGGCAGUGGAAAGUCCACUGUAAUAAGCCUUAUAGAGAGAUUUUAUGACCCUGAUUCUGGCCAUAUAUUCCUGGACAAUGUAGACAUAAAGAAAUUAAAAAUAAGCUGGUUGAGGCAACAGAUGGGAUUGGUGAGUCAAGAGCCAAUACUCUUCAAUGAAACCAUCCGCAUGAACAUUGCCUAUGGCAAACAUGGAGAAGCUUCUGAAGAAGAGAUCAUUGCAGCAACAAAAGCUGCAAAUGCCCACAACUUCAUAGCUGCAUUGCCAAAUGGCUACGACACCAAUGUAGGCGAACGAGGAGUGCAACUGUCAGGAGGCCAGAAGCAAAGGAUUGCCAUAGCAAGAGCCAUACUCAAGAAUCCUAAAAUUCUCCUGCUUGAUGAGGCCACGAGUGCAUUGGACGCAGAAUCAGAACGCGUGGUUCAAGAUGCAUUAGACAGUGUGAUGGUGAAUAGAACAACAGUAGUUGUUGCGCAUCGCCUCACAACAAUAAAAAAUGCAGAUAUAAUUGCAGUAGUGAAGAAUGGUGUGAUAGCAGAGAAGGGAAGGCAUGAAACACUGAUGAAAAUCACUGAUGGGGCUUACGCAUCCUUAGUAGCACUGCACAUGACUGCAGCAUAAAGAAUAUGAAUGAAGUAAUGGCCUCACCAUUGUCCUUAAAGGGCCUGUUUACCAGAGAGGAAUUCACAAUUUGAUCAAGCUCUUCUAAAAUUACAAGCUAAAGCAACCUGGAAGAGGAAAUGUGAAUAGCGGUUGAAAGUACCAUAAACUCAAUGAGUUCCCAUGUCAAGUAUUAUAUGAUAUAGUUAGUGAACAUUCCUAUAGUGUGAAAGGUUCCCAUGCAUAUUGAUUUUUCCUUUUUACCAUGUUGAUUUUCUUUAUUCAUUUACAGAAUUUCUUUCAAGAUGCC